Messenger RNA from Opisthocomus hoazin, 1560 nucleotides. Lineage: Eukaryota; Metazoa; Chordata; Aves; Opisthocomiformes; Opisthocomidae. The record is from RefSeq and is a predicted model, not a curated record.
GCAGUCUUCUAGAAGCGGAAGAACAACUUAGGUUUGAUGUUUUGUGUGCCAUCAACUGAAAUUGGACCCAUCAUGAAUAUAACCAAGGGUGGACUGGUGCUGUUUUCAGCGAAUUCCAAUUCGUCAUGCAUGGAACUAUCGAAGAGGAUUGCUGAGCGCUUAGGAGUUGAGAUGGGGAAGGUUCAAGUUUAUCAAGAGCCAAACAGGGAAACAAGAGUGCAGAUUCAGGAGUCUGUGAGAGGAAAGGAUGUAUUUAUCAUCCAAACAGUUUCGAAGGAUGUGAAUACUACGAUCAUGGAACUCCUGAUCAUGGUGUACGCCUGUAAAACCUCCUGUGCCAAAAGCAUUAUUGGAGUGAUUCCGUACUUCCCGUACAGCAAACAGUGCAAGAUGAGGAAAAGGGGCUCUAUUGUCUCUAAAUUACUGGCUUCAAUGAUGUGCAAAGCUGGACUAACUCAUCUUAUUACCAUGGAUUUACAUCAGAAGGAAAUACAGGGCUUCUUCAAUAUUCCAGUUGAUAACUUGAGAGCAUCUCCAUUUUUACUACAGUACAUCCAAGAAGAGAUACCAGACUACAGGAAUGCUGUAAUUGUGGCCAAAUCACCUGCGUCUGCCAAGAGUCCCCCAGCUUUACAUAACCCCCCCACUUCUUUACAUAUUUUUGCUAUUCAUCCCAGUUUGGAGAUACCCAUGCUGAUUCCCAAGGAAAAACCACCCAUCACAGUUGUUGGAGAUGUAGGAGGAAGAAUAGCUAUCAUUGUGGAUGACAUUAUAGAUGACGUGGACAGCUUUCUUGCUGCAGCUGAGACCCUCAAGGAGAGAGGGGCUUACAAGAUCUUUGUAAUGGCCACACACGGCCUGUUGUCUUCAGAUGCUCCCAGGCUGAUAGAGGAAUCUGCAAUUGAUGAAGUGGUUGUUACGAACACAAUUCCACAUGAAAUACAAAAACUCCAGUGCCCAAAGAUUAAGACUGUGGAUAUCAGCAUGAUCCUCUCGGAAGCCAUUCGCCGGAUCCAUAACGGGGAGUCCAUGUCGUACCUUUUCAGAAAUAUAGGACUGGAUGAUUAAUGCUGCUCAUUCUAAAGAAACACCCUGGGCCAAACUGGAAGCGAACAGAUAAAGAGCUGUGAAGCAUCAUGCUUACCUUAAUAUUUCUAUUGAGCCACUUGUUUUCUCUUGGGUUAAGUAUCAAGGUAGAACAGUUUUUUAAGAGCUUUUUUGGGGGGUUGGGGAAUAAACAUUUUACAAAAAACUGUUCUAUUUACUUUUAGGUUAGUUGCACUAUAUACAUGAUGGAAAAACCCCACAAAACACUUGAGGCAAGAAUUUGGCUUCUAAAUCAAGCAUUCCUUUUCCAAAGCUGCUUGCUACAAGUGCUUUCAAAGAUAAUAAAAUGAAGUGACUGUAUCAUAUUUGCAUUUUAAAAGCCAAAAAGGUUGUACUGUUGUAUGCAGUUAAGUGAUUUUUUUGUAGGAGUGCUUUUAUAGAAAAGCAUAUGAAAUAUGCACCUGUAUUUAUUUUCUGCAACAAAGAAUAAAGACUUGUUUUGUGUGAGCUUUC